Pocillopora meandrina is the source of this 4797-nucleotide messenger RNA. The record is from the annotation of a GenBank genome assembly. NCBI's taxonomy places the organism in Eukaryota, Metazoa, Cnidaria, Anthozoa, Scleractinia, Pocilloporidae.
AUGGCGUACAGAGACGAGAUCGACGAUGGGUUUGAUGCAGUUGUUUUCCUGGAGGAAAGGUAACCUUAGACUUGUUGGAUACUUUAAAAAUCAAUUAGAAAUAAGGGAAACUUUUUACACACUAGAUGCUAUGAAGAAGGUCAUAAGAGAGGCUAUCAGGCUGGUCUUUUGAAGGGUAUGGAAGAAGGACGAGAACUUGGUAUGGUGAAAGGAAGCGAAGUUGGGGGCGAGGUGAGUUCAGUUUUGAUUCAACCUACUUUGUUUUUAUCAGAAAUUUAUUUUUAGUUUGGUUUUAGUUUGGUGGGAAUCUUUUGACAGACGAGGGUUUUGUCUAUCUGUUGAGGGGUUCCUGAGUCUUUCCAGUCUUUUUAAACUAGGUUCCAGUUUUUUUCCUCGUACGUUUUUUCUUCCCAAACCAGGGAAUAGAAAGAUUAAUAGAAAUAUAAAUCUUCCACGAGCUGCUUUUUGAAAAGUUAUUCCAUGAAUUAAGAACAUCCAAUCAACAAAUUGACAUCUACGUAUUGAUUAACUAAAUACUGUACUACUUUGAAUAAGCGCCGGGACGCCUUUUUUUUUUUUAAUUUCAGCUUGAUGGAGGGGCAAUUAUCGGAAGGGAGAUGCUUAAUCAAGAGGAGUCUAUGCUAUAAACUAUUAACUUGUGCUGAUUCUGCUAUAGCUGACGCUUAAAAAGUUAUAAUAAAGUGGCAGUAAAAAUAGGUUUUAUUUGUAUCCCUACUAUCUAAGAAAGUGAGGGAGAAGGGGAGGGGGGGUAUUUGUUUCAAGAGGGACACCUGUUUGAUGUUAUGCCAAGGGGGUGGGUGCUUAUUUGGAGGAGGGUGCUUAUUAGAGCAUGGACACUUAUUCAAGGAAUUUACAGUACUCAUUAAACCUCAUCAAGACAAAUCCUGUUAUUUUUUGUUUUUGCUGUACCUUGAAAGAUUGCUGAAGUUGAGUUGGCUUUUGAACUCAUUCAUUUACUGUAGUUUUGUUUAAUUCAUGUUAAUUCAAUGGCUAUUGCUGAAAAGAAGAUAACAUUGAAUACACAAAUACAAAACUUAACAGAUUUAUGGGACUGACCAGUAUGAUCCCUUUCAGGUUGGAUUCUAUCUUGGAUUUGUCUCUCUCUGGCUUGAAAUUUUGAAUGAAACUCCUGACCCAAAACAAAGGUAUUGAUUCACGUAAUGGAAGCCUUUAAAAAUAAUUUUCCUUAUUUAUAAGAAUUUACUGUUUAAUGAAUCAGUAUAUACCAAAGUCUUGAAUAUUCACUACACACAAUUAACUACUUGGAUGGGUUUGAUUAAUCAGGGUGGUCCUCUGAUUUUAUUUGUGAAAGAAUUAAUUUCAAACAGUUUAAACAGGGCUUUACUGCAUCUGUUUUGACAAGUUUGAAAACAGAAUUGAACACUAUCAUUUCUUCUUUAACCCUUUAACUCCCAUGAGUGACCAAGACAGAAUUUCUCCUUACAAUAUCAAUAUAAAAUCAAGCAGACAAGUGAUGAGAGUAAAGAAAAAUAUCAAUUUGGGGAUUAUAAGUUGAUCCAAUACCAAAUUCUCUGAACUAACAUUACCAGAGCUGUAUGGCAGACAGUAAGGAGAAUUACUAAUGAGAUCUUGGGAUUUAAAGGGUUAAGUACCAUAGUAAUGUAAAACCCCACCAUCUCAACCUUCCAAGGAAAACAAAAAAUGAUUUGAGUUAGGGGGAAAGGGGGCCAGGGUUGAGGUAGCUGAUAAUACAUGUCUGAAAAAAUGGAGUCAAGGGAAAUUGGAUCUUGUUCUAGUUACUGGGUUCUACUGUACUUGGCAAUUUUUUCUUGUGUGAAGUCAUUUUGCAUUUAACAUUUAUUACGGAUACCAAACAGCCAUUUUUUCUUUCUUUUUCUUUUUUUAAGGCAUAUUAAGUUGUUAGAGACAUUAAAGGAGAUGAUCUCUUCUCUCCCAAUAAAUGAUGUCACCAGUGAGGAAUUAUUUGUUAACCUUGAAAAGAUUCGGGCCAAGUAUAAACAGGUAGGCACAAGGUGGAGUUACACUGAUGAGCUUAUGUGCUUGGAAAUUCUUAAUAUGAAUGAAGAUCAUUUUUUCUUUCAUCAUUCUUCUAAAAUAUUAGUCAUAUGGUAAAACGAAAGGGGAAUUUUUGUCUUGUGCAUGGUUGCAUGGUUUGUGUACACAGGAAAGGAAAUGCACUCACAACAUAGCUUACAUUAUCUUGAAAAGUUGAUUUACUGCAUUUAUUAAAGUGAGGCAAAGAGUCUAUUAUGUGACAAACAUGGCCUAUAGUUUUUCCCUGACUGUAUUUUUAUCAUAUCAAAGCCAGACACUUCAAAUUUUAUGGAACUUCACUUGUUUCUGUACAUUUUAGGCAUUACUCUUUUUUAAGAAAACUGCAGGUUUAUUUUGUGUUAAUUGUGUUCAAUUUUGUGUCAGCUUUGUUCACUGUUAGGUAUUAGCACUGAUUAUAGUGGUGGUACGUCUGGAGCCUCCUUCUGAGAUAAAGCUAUUCAUUAGUAAAGGCUACUGUGUUGGAACCAGAAUUCAUUUUCCUGAAAGGUAGAUUUGUACAAAGUUCUUACAGUUCAUUUCCCCAUCUUAUGAGUUCUGCUGAAUGAAAAGUUUUUAAAAAAACAGAGCAGUGAAUAUUGCUUCCUGUACAAAGCGACUGGUUAGUUUGGUGGUUAUUAGUAAGUUAUUUUCACUUUUGAGCAGAAAAGGAUGCCUCAUUUAUGCAAUUUUGGUUAAAAAGCUGUGAGCUUUAGGCCAAAAUAUAUGCUUUAAUUUGUUGCUUUGGUUCAUACUGAGACAAAUUUAGUGCUGUAACUAUCUUACACUUUGGUUCAUUAUUGCUCAUGUCAUUAUACUUAUAUGAUGUGCCGGUAGGAGGACAGAUUUCAACUUUUUUUUUUUAAGAUUAGAACAGAAGUAAUUCUUGUCAUAUAAGUUCACCAAGAUGAACCUUGUUAUAAUUAUGUUUGAUUAAAUAGUACAUCUGCUUUCUUUAUUCCUUGACAUCUUGUAUCAAAACUUUUUUUGUAGGUUCCUGGCCCAAUUUCACAAGAAUGAAGACUGAACAGGAGCUUAUUUGGGACUCUUACAUUGACAAGGUGUAGGCAGUUGUGCUAUUAGAAGGUUUUGGAAUGUGGGCAGAAGAUUGCACAUUACAUAACAGAAGCAGCCCACAAUGAAGCAUAGGGGCAAAGAGUGAGCUGUUACCAUGGUCUGGAAACAGGGCCUUAACUGUUUCUGUGAUGUUAAGAGGCAAUCAUUUGUGUUCAAGCAUUAUUCAUAGUGAAUUUUUAUCUUGCUCUUCUUUACAAAGUACAUCUUUCUUAAAUUUACACUAGUCGAUCAUUAGCUUGAACAGCAGUAUUUUCACUUCCUUCAAUGGAGGGGAGGGCCCUCCCCAUCCCUCCCCCUCCUCAGCCCUUGACAUGACUUUUGCCAAACAUUUGCCUUGCUCUCACUUCUUCAUUUGGCUCAAAGGAAAUACUGUUGGGCAGAAAAUCAUUUUCAACAACUUUCUGAAAACAAGCAACAUCCAUAUUAUAUACACCUGAGUAGUAUUUCAUGUAAAAGCUUAAUAAUCCAAUCAUUAAGCCACACUUACUGUUUGUGCUUGAUAAAUGGUGAUCAUUUAGUCUUGUAAACAACAGCUACUGCAAAUUCUGGUGCCCAUAGCCAGGUUAUGUUAGAUGCAAGGUGGAAUAUACCAUGCUAUGGAUAUGGAUAAGAAACAGCUUGGAAUUUUGAUUUGUAGUAUUAUUACCUACCUAUUGUUGGAGAUAAGUAUGUUUUUAAUAUGACUGCACAUGGUAUUUUUAAAAUAUUAUAAAAAAUUAUUUUAUUAAGGGCCAUAUGUGAUGGCUGUCCUUGGUCUGCAUGUUGUGGCCUUGAACCAGGUAUUUUCUCUCCCACUUAAUCAAUGAAUGUGGUAGACAACUCUUCUCAAUUUACAAUAGAAAUUACAACUUUUGAAAUGGGGGAAAUUGCUGAGGGAAAUGCAUCAGAUAUUGUAUUAUUCCUUUACUACCCUAUUUUACCACGCUAGGACAAUGGAACAUGCAAAUAUGCCACAGUAUUACACUGCAUUAGGUUUUUUUUUUGUUGGUCAUAGAAAACACUUCAAGGGUUGGACUUGUGUUGUUUCCAUCUUAGUCUGUCUUUCAUGCACGCCAUAUUUGAUUGAUACUAUCACAGGUGUCCCAAGCUCACAUCUCAAGAAAAAGCAAACGAUUAAUUCAUGAAAGCCUCAUGCAUUGUGUGACUCGGUUUUAAGUUAUGAUAGGAACCAUUGAGAACUUGAACAUGUUAUAAGGAAUAGUAUGGGGAACAAAAUAUGGUCAAUUUACAACAAUAAAUAUUUCAGAAUAUGAACAUUUUACACGUAAAAUCGAUAUAAUUUUCCCUCACCUCGAGUGUCAGUUGUGGUUUCUGGUGUUCUUUGCUCUAUUAAGCUUGCUUUGCUAUCACUGGUAUUCAGAAAUACCAGUGAUGGCAAAGCAAGCUUAAAACGGCAGAGAACGCUGGAAACCACAAUGGACACAAAUGGUUUUGCAUAUGACAAACACACAGACAUUUUAGUCAAUGCUUGUACUCUCCCUUACCCCUAUGGAGCUCAGUAAAAUACUAUGCAACUUGAAAAAUGUACAACAGCCUUACAUAAUGUAACGUUCAGACCAUACAUUUAUUUUAUGAAUGUAUUGUUUGUGUGCCCAUUUAAAUAAAGUGUUUAUUUUAAUAUUAAAUUGAUUCAUCAGAAAAAAAUUGACAGUGUUUAGAAAAUAGCUGAAUGUGAAACUGUGUGUG